GUCCCCACUUCAUGCUUCUCUUAUUUAUUGUCCAUUCAUAAUUUCUUUCUUUUCACAUGUUCCUCUCUCAUAUAUAUUAUAUCUUAUUUCUUCAUAACAUUAAUUCAUCUCCAUACCAUACUUAUAUACCAUAUCUUUCAUCCAUCAACACCAACAACUAGAAAUUGAAAAUGGUUUUUAAUCCUCUCCUCCGACUACUGCCCUCUUCUCUUUUUCUUUUGCUGCUGAUGCUCUGUUCUUGCGACCCUUCAUCCGGUGGGAACGACGCCGCAGACCUCAUAUACUCUCAAUGCCUCAAAGUUCCCGUGUCGGAGUUCAUGGGUUCCGUCAAGUCCACCAUCGACGCCGUUCAAGAUGUUACCUCCGUCGUGUCGCAAUUCGGUGACGUUUUUGGGGAUUUCCGGCUGUCCAAUGCAGUCUCCGACUGCCUUGAUCUUCUUGAUUUCUCAUCCGAGGAGCUAAGCUGGACUCUCGAUGCUUCUCAGAAUUCCAAUCAAGGAAAGGGAAAAGGCAACGGCACAGGAAAUCUAAGUUCAGAUUUGAGGACAUGGUUGAGUGGAGCCCUCGUGAAUCAAGAUACAUGCAUAGACGGAUUUGAAGGCACCAAUAGUUUUAUAAAACCCAUCAUUGUCGGUGGUCUCAGUCAAAUCUCAUCCUUACUCCUUCAAAUCCUCGGCCAAGUUCACGAAAUCAGUACUAAUCCUAAGUCGACUUCUACUAGUAAUGCCGGCACCCGCCCCGGGGAAAGGAAAUUGACAGGGAAUUUUCAUCAUGACCAAAUCCGCCAUUUCCCUACUUGGUUAACCAGGACAGACAGGAGGAGGCUUCUCCAGUCCACCGGCCUUUCAGCCGACGCCGUCGUCGCAACAGACGGCUCCGGGAAUUUUAACACCAUUGCCGAUGCCGUAGCCGCCGCACCUGCACUCAGCACGCAACGCUUUGUCAUCUACGUUAAAAAGGGAGUGUACAAUGAGUACGUGGAGAUUAGUAAGAAGAAAUGGAAUAUCAUGAUGAUUGGAGACGGAAUCGAUGCCACCAUUAUUUCCGGUAAUCGGAGUUUCAUCGGCGGUUGGACAACAUAUAGAUCUGCCACAUUCGCUGUUAAAGGAAGAGGAUUCAUAGCACGAGAUAUCACGUUUGAGAACACAGCCGGACCUGAGAUGCACCAAGCCGUCGCAUUCCGUUCAGACUCCGACUUAUCGGUUCUAUUCCGAUGCAGCUUUAGGGGUUAUCAGGACACCCUUUACGCCCACUCGAUGCGACAAUUUUAUCGCGAGUGCCGAAUUUCAGGCACCGUGGAUUUCAUCUUCGGCGACGGGACUGUCGUCUUCCAGAGCUGCCAAAUUCUUGCCCGAAAAGGGCUGCCGAAUCAAAAGAACACCAUAACCGCUCAAGGCAGGAAGGACCCAACUGAACCAACGGGGUUUUCAAUCCAAUUCUCCAACAUAUCGGCAGAACCCGAAUUGAUGGCGUCCCUUAACAACACCCAGACUUAUUUGGGGCGGCCAUGGAAAUUGUACUCGAGGACGAUGAUCAUGCAAUCGUACAUAAGUCCGGCGAUUAGGCCGGAGGGGUGGCUGGAGUGGAACGGGGAUUUCGCCCUGGACACGCUCUGGUACGGAGAGUACAUGAAUUACGGGCCGUCGGCGGGUCUGGGAGGGCGCAUAAAGUGGCCUGGAUUUCAUGGGUUGAAUGAUUCUUCGCAGGCGAGUAAUUUCACGGUGGCGCAGUUCAUAUUGGGAAACUCUUGGUUGCCUUCUACAGGUGUCAAGUACACAGCCGGAUUUGCACUUUAAUUAUGAAUGAAUGAAUGAAUGAAUGAAUGAAUAUUCCGACCGGACAAAAGAGUUAGAAGAUUGAUGUAACGUUCUAGUUAAUUAAUUCAUCUUCUUAUGGUCCAUUCCAUGCAUGUUGUUGUUUGGUAUCAUGAAUGUGGAGGUAAUUAAGUAAUUAAGAUCAAACCUAUUAUAAAUAAAUCCGCCACCAUAUUUAUUUGUAAUGUACGAGUGAAGCCCAUAAUUCAUAAUUAUUCAA
This is a messenger RNA of Impatiens glandulifera, 2034 nucleotides long. RefSeq names its product pectinesterase/pectinesterase inhibitor PPE8B-like. The record is from RefSeq and is a predicted model, not a curated record. NCBI's taxonomy places the organism in Eukaryota, Viridiplantae, Streptophyta, Magnoliopsida, Ericales, Balsaminaceae. Gene Ontology annotation, molecular function: pectinesterase inhibitor activity; pectinesterase activity. The transcript has 3 exons. Gene Ontology annotation, biological process: cell wall modification. Bases 171 to 1796 code for a protein of 541 amino acids.